Puccinia graminis f. sp. tritici CRL 75-36-700-3 is the source of this 3253-nucleotide messenger RNA. Its product is annotated as DNA polymerase delta subunit 1. Gene Ontology annotation, cellular component: delta DNA polymerase complex. Gene Ontology annotation, molecular function: DNA binding; nucleotide binding; 3'-5'-DNA exonuclease activity. The transcript is spliced from 19 exons. Bases 86 to 3253 code for a protein of 1055 amino acids. NCBI's taxonomy places the organism in Eukaryota, Fungi, Basidiomycota, Pucciniomycetes, Pucciniales, Pucciniaceae. The record is from RefSeq and is a predicted model, not a curated record. Gene Ontology annotation, biological process: nucleotide-excision repair, DNA gap filling; DNA-templated DNA replication; base-excision repair, gap-filling.
CGAGACGCGGAGAAACAUCACCCGAAGGAUACAUACCUCGUCGAUAUAUUUAGGACAAGCCGUAUUUACUUCCCAAAGAUUCACGAUGGACUCAGGCCAGUCGAAGAAACGGAAGUCGAUGGCCAACGGACCCGACCAGACGGCCUCCCGGACCCGCGUCAGAGUCGAGGAGAAUGGCAGUACCAAGGACGAGCCUGUGGAUGAUGCCCUGCUUGCCAUCCCUCUGGAUGCUCAUGGAUCUCUGGAAUACGGCUCCAACUGGGCCCGGCCUACGUUGAGUCCAAUCAACCCCCAAAACACUGCGAUCAUUUUUCAACAGAUCGAUAUCGACGAGCAAUCCCAGAGCAAUGUCCCUCGGCUCCGAAUCUUCGGCGUCACCGAAGCAGGCCACUCAGUCCUCGUCCACAUCCAAGACUUCUUGCCUUAUUUCUGGGUCCCAGCUCCGAAAGGGUUCCAGAACACUGACUGUCGGGAAUUGCUGACCACAUUAAACUCCGCCCUCUCGCUCGGUGUCAAGCCUGUCCAUAGUCUCUCAGUGGCUUACAAGACCUCCCUGUGGGGAUACACUGGGGACACCCAGUCUCCGUUCUUGAAGAUCGUCCUGACAGACUUCAAACAUCUUGGUCGGGUCAAAAAUGCUUUCGAAAGAGGAGAAGUCAACUUCCGCGAGAUGUUUACGGCCUGUACCACCUUCGAAAGCAAUAUUGCAUACACCCUACGCUUCAUGAUUGACAAGAAGGUCACCGGUAUGAACUGGCUGGAGGUUCCGCCGGGCUCGUACAGGCUUCGAACGGAGCUCGAGAAAGCGUCAAAUUGUCAAAUCGAACUAGAGACAUCAGCCGAGACAUUGAUUUCACAUGCUCCUGAGGGCGAAUGGUCCAAGAUGGCGCCCUUCAGAGUGCUCAGCUACGAUAUUGAGUGUUCAGGACGGAAGGGAGUCUUCCCAGAUGCCCGGCUAGACCCGGUGAUCCAGAUUGCCAACAUGGUCACCGCCCAUGGUUCCACGGUCCCUUUCAUUCGGAACGUCUUCACCCUCAAUACUUGCUCCCAUAUCGCAGGCAGUCAGGUCUUGGAAUUCAAAUCAGAAGAUCAGCUUUUGGCUAAAUGGCAAGCGUUUGUCGCCGAGUGUGAUCCCGACCUCGUCAUAGGUUAUAACACUAGCAACUUUGAUAUGCCUUAUCUCCUCGAUCGCGCCAAGGCAUUGAAAGUCGCAUCAUUCCCUUAUCUCGGUAGGAUGCGAAAUUCUCAAACAGCAGUCAAGGAGACUCACUUUUCAUCAAAAGCCUAUGGGACUCGUGAUUCCAAAGAAACACAUCUAGACGGACGUCUCCAACUGGACUUACUACAGGUCAUGCAGAGAGACUACAAGCUAAGAAGUUAUACAUUGAAUUCCGUGUGUGCUCACUUCCUAGGUGAGCAGAAAGAGGACGUUCAUCAUUCGAUCAUUACCGACUUACAAAAUGGCAGUGCGGAGACCAGGCGACGUCUCGCCGUAUAUUGUUUGAAGGACGCUUAUUUGCCUCAGCGUCUGAUGGACAAACUGAUGUGCUUUGUCAAUUAUACCGAAAUGGCCCGAGUAACGGGGGUUCCAUUCAACUACCUGUUAUCUCGAGGCCAGCAGAUCAAGGUGGUUUCCCAGCUCUAUCGAAGGGCCAACGAGCAUUCUUAUCUCGUGCCUGCGCUCAAGCAUGAAGGCUCCGAUGAGCCUUACGACGGAGCAACGGUCAUGGAGCCUGUCCGGGGCUUCUACGACGUGCCGAUCGCAACUCUCGAUUUUGCAUCCCUCUAUCCAUCGAUCAUGAUGGCCCACAACCUCUGCUACACCACUUUGACAGACGCUAAAACGGUCAAGCUGUUAGAACUACGACAAGAUGAGGAUUUCAUCAUCACCCCCAACGGAGAUUAUUUUGUCAAGGCAUCCAAGCGGAAAGGUCUUCUGGCGAUCGUCCUUGAAGACCUUCUGUCGGCCCGGAAGCGCGCAAGGGCCGAGUUGAAGCUGGAGACGGACCCGUUCAAGAGGGCCGUCUUGGAUGGACGACAGCUAGCGCUGAAAAUCAGUGCUAACUCAGUCUAUGGGUUCACUGGAGCGACGGUGGGCAAGUUACCAUGUCUACCAAUCUCGAUGAGUGUCACUGCUUUUGGCAGGGAGAUGAUCAAGAUCACUAAAAACGAGGUUGAGUUGAAGUACACAAAGGCCAAUGGAUAUGAUGAUGAUGCUGAAGUAAUCUACGGAGAUACCGACUCAGUCAUGGUCAAGUUCGGCUGUGCUGAGGCUGCGGAUUUUGUGAGCGCCAAGUUCCAGAAACCAAUCAAGCUGGAGUUCGAAAAAGUAUAUUUCCCGUACCUCCUUAUCAGUAAGAAGCGAUACGCAGGCUUGCAUUGGACAAAGCUCGAGAAACACGACAAGAUGGAUGCAAAAGGAAUCGAGACCGUGCGACGGGACAAUUGUCCGUUGGUCUCGACGGUCAUCGAGACUUGCUUGAAGAAGAUGCUGAUCGACCGGGACGUCAAGGGGGCGGAGGCAUACACCAAGCAGGUCAUCUCCGACCUCCUCCAGAACCGGAUCGAUCUCUCCCAACUAGUGAUCACCAAGGCCCUGGCUAAGGCCGACUACGCCGCCAAACAGGCUCACGUCGAGCUGGCCAAACGGAUGAAAAAACGGGAUGCUGGCAGUGCGCCUGCGCUUGGGGAUCGUGUUGCCUACGUGAUCAUCAAAGGCACCAAAGAUGCUCGGGCCUAUGAGAAAUCAGAGGAUCCUCUGUACGUGCUUGAGAACAACAUCCCGAUCGACACGAAGUACUAUCUCGACAACCAACUCUCGAAGCCGUUGAUGCGGAUCUUCGAGCCCAUCCUCGGCGAGAAGUCCUCCUCACUCCUUGCUGGAGACCAUACCCGGAUCGUCUCGAUUGCCACACCCACUCAAGGCGGCUUGAUGGGCUUCAUCAAACGCACCGAGACCUGUCUGGGCUGUCGAGUGCCGUUGGGCAAGACGACCAAAGAUACCAACACCGCCGUUUGCAAGAACUGUAGACCGAAGACUGCCGCUUUGUAUUCCAAACAGAUGGCUCUCACGCAAGGGUUUGAAAACGCAUUUGCGAGAUUAUGGACUCAAUGUCAAAGAUGUCAAGGCUCGUUACAUCAGGAAGUUAUCUGCACCGCAAGCGAUUGUCCGAUCUUUUACAUGCGCACUAAGAGUCGUAAAGACGUCGAGGACUCUUAUGCCGUCCUUCAACGCUUCGAUGGGGCUUGGUAG